AUGGAAAAAUAUUUUCCAUCUGCUAUCAUUGGCAUCAUAAUUGGUGUCGUCACAGAUAUUGUCUCAAGUAGCAUCAUUGGUGUUAUCACAGAUAUUGUCUCAAGUGUUAUUACUAGUGUUGUCACAAGUAUUGUCUCAGGUGUUGUUACUGGUGUUAUUGUUGGUAUCAUUGUUGGUAUUGUCACUGUUAGAUUUUCUUCUAG
Molecule: messenger RNA, 203 nt
Organism: Dentiscutata erythropus
Lineage: Eukaryota; Fungi; Glomeromycota; Glomeromycetes; Diversisporales; Gigasporaceae
Source: the annotation of a GenBank genome assembly